Molecule: messenger RNA, 300 nt
Organism: Candidula unifasciata
Lineage: Eukaryota; Metazoa; Mollusca; Gastropoda; Stylommatophora; Geomitridae
Source: the annotation of a GenBank genome assembly
AUGAUGAAUUGGCAUCACAUACACAUGUUUCCAGUGAGACUGCCUUGGGUCCACCGAGUGAAUGCGCAAGUCUUGCUAUACAGUCAGAUACUAAAAAAGUACAUCACCCUGGCUAUGGCAAAAGAGGAAAGAACAAGACAAGGUUCCAGGGAAGCUGAGUUCAGCUUUGGAGGCGAGGCAGAUUUGCACGAACAUAAGAAAAGGUGUGAGAAAAAUAAAGGACACACGCAAUUUCAUACCUUCUUACAAGUUUACAAUGGCUUAUCUCCCAAAAAGCUACAGAGAAGAUAUUUGCUAUAA